Messenger RNA from Purpureocillium lilacinum, 273 nucleotides. The record is from RefSeq and is a predicted model, not a curated record. Lineage: Eukaryota; Fungi; Ascomycota; Sordariomycetes; Hypocreales; Ophiocordycipitaceae.
AUGGACGAGGUCGCGCGGUUGAGGAAGCGGAGGCGGGUGUGUUCGGGUGGACGCGGCGUUGGUGACGUAGGGCCGACGGGUGAGGAGUGUAUCACGGACUGCCGGCCAGCAGCAGCGGUUGGCAAGGCGAUCCAGCAAGCAAGCAAGCAGGCGGUUACGGCAGGCGUGACGUUCAAUGCGCGGCAGGUUUGGGGGCAGAGAGCAAAAGUGAAGGCGAAGAUGGAACUUGAUGGAGGAACGGGAGGAAAGCGGGCACGACGGCAAGGAAGCUGA